Messenger RNA from Oryctolagus cuniculus (rabbit), 5227 nucleotides. The record is from RefSeq and is a predicted model, not a curated record. Lineage: Eukaryota; Metazoa; Chordata; Mammalia; Lagomorpha; Leporidae.
AAGUGCACGUCGGCCAGCUCGCUCGCUCCACCCCCCCGGGGACCUGGUGUGGAGAAAUUUGAACCCGCAGCCCCCGCGCCGAGAAGGCCGGCUUCCCGGGCCCUGCCCAGGCGUGCAGGGGCCUGAGCGGAAUGGGCGGCGCGGCCGUGUUUCCGAGGACUCCGUGAAGCCGGCUCCGGUCCUCCCCCAUGGAGGCUCCCGCCGUGGAGUAGCGCGGCCGCCGUCUCCUCCGCCGAGCGGGUGCACCUGUGUCCGGACGCGCGGGUGUCUCCGAGGGAGCACGGAGUGACCGGUCGGCGGCACCGAGGGACCUCGGGGGCGGCGCGGCCAGGUCGCCGCUCGGAGCAGCCCCUCUGCCCGCCGGCUAACCCCGUCGCCGCGAGCAGGAACUUGCGAGCAAGUUUUCGCUGGGCAAGAUGGGGGAGCAACCUAUCUUCAGCACCCGAGCUCAUGUCUUCCAGAUCGACCCAAACACAAAGAAGAACUGGGUCCCCACCAGCAAGCAUGCAGUGACUGUGUCUUACUUCUACGACAGCACAAGGAAUGUGUACAGGAUAAUCAGCUUAGACGGCUCAAAGGCAAUAAUCAACAGCACCAUCACCCCAAACAUGACAUUCACCAAAACGUCUCAGAAGUUCGGCCAGUGGGCCGACAGUCGGGCAAACACUGUUUAUGGACUGGGAUUCUCCUCAGAGCAUCAUCUUUCCAAGUUUGCAGAGAAGUUCCAGGAAUUUAAAGAAGCUGCUCGGCUGGCCAAGGAGAAGUCCCAGGAGAAGAUGGAACUCACCAGCACACCUUCGCAGGAAUCAGCUGGUGGGGAUCUCCAGUCUCCUUUAACACCGGAGAGUAUCAACGGGACAGAUGAUGAGAGGACACCUGACGUGACACAGAACUCGGAGCCAAGGCCUGAGCCCACGCAGAACGCAUUGCCGCUUUCACAUAGAGUUACAGAGAGGCAGAGGCAGAGAGAGAGAGAGAGGUCUUCCAUCCGCUGGUUCACUCCCCAAUUGGCCGCAACAGCCGGAGCUAUGCCGAUCCAAAGCGAGGAGCUUCUUCCGGGUCUCCCAGGUGCGAUUAGUCCCUGGCUGAAAGAAACUGAGGCGGCAGGAACACGGCAGUCGGAGCAGACGGAUCCCAUUUCUAACCUGGAGAGUGUAGAGAAGUAGGACCUUUGAAGAGGACGCUCGCUCGCGGCCUGGACUCCUGUGUGUGCCGGGCAGCACUGCCUCCACCUAGAGGAAGAGGCAGGCACUUGGCUGGCCUCUGGGGUUUUGUUCCUCGGCCAUCUUGCCAUUAUAUCUACUGAUUUUCAGAAGACUAAAAAGCCUCCGAUGGGGAAAACUUCUGUCUGUUAAGAAUCAAAAAAGGUGUUAUUCCUGAGCAAGAAGGUCGGAAUUAGCAAACGAAGUUUCCGGAACUGCUAAGUUGAACCAGUUCAGUGAUGCCAUUACCUUUGUGUAGUUGUUUUUUGUCCUACAGUCUGAUACUCAUGCCUUACCCAGCUUAGUUUGUUGUCCCAUGUGGACACGUAACUCCCUACCUCACAGGGAUGUUGUGAGGCACGUGUUAAGUGUUCCUAACAAAAAAUGAGAAAUAAUGAUUCUUGCCUGUUUCCUUGUUGAUAGUUUUUAUAGUCAUAAGAUUUUAUUUUAAUAUUUACAAGUUAAGCAUGAUUAGUAGGUAACAUUUUAAGUGAAGACAAGGAAAUUGUAUUUUUUAUCUGUGAGAUUCUUAUAUGAAGAGUAAUUUGUUGAAUGUUAAAUUGAUUUUUUGUCUGAGAAAUUUUAUAUAAUUUAUAAUUAAAGAAAAACUGAAGUAAAACUGCCUGGUUUCCCCUUUUAUUUGGCUGGGAGUUAAUUAUUCAUACUUCUUAGAUCAAAAGUAAUAUGCAGUUUACCAAAUUCUAAUGGUAGAAAUGAACAGCACAAUGAAAUAGGUACAAAUUAAAGGGAGGGAAAAUGAAGACUCAGUUAUUAAGUACAGGUGAAGUGCUAGCAAUAUUUUCAUUAAAAGUAGGAUUGCAGUAGAAAGAGAUUGGAUAAACAUGCUUCGUAUCACUAGUAAGUAAGGGAAAAAAUACCCAAGUGAGUUAACUGAGACGUGGGAAUCUCUUAGUUGCCUGCAGAAUUUUGCUUCAUUUGUGUGGUUUAAUCUUUUUAUCCUGUUUUGGGAAUUAAUUGUAUAAUGUUUUUGGAUUCACCUACAUCAGCCAACCUGUUUCUCUCAGUCACAGCCUGGAGGUGGUCACAGUGUGUGAGGUACCAUGUGUGCCUCGCUUUGCACACAGCAUGUGGGCUCUUGAUGGCUCACAUGCUUCUCCAGGGACCCUGCUGCUCCCGGGGUCAGACACGGCACGGCCCACUCACUCAGUGUUCAGUUUGUUCACGUGUUAACCUGGUGUGGGAUUAGGAACUAUAGAGAAGACCAGUCACUGGCCCUCAGUUUGUCCCUGUAAUUGUUCCUGUGUCACAGUGUGAUGGUUUUCCCUCACUGAAGCAUUUUAUGUGUAUAUUAACAUGAGCAUUUUUUAAUGACCUGAGUGAUACAAAUUGGUCCACAGUGUAGUAGUCUUCAUCCACAUCCAUCCCAACACACAUAUAUUUGAAUGCUAUAGCAAGAAUAAUGUUAUGGAAAUUCUUAUGUCAUGAUGAAAAAGUAUGUAAAGAGUUAGAUCGAUGAUAAUCAUGAAAUAAAACUCAAGCUCUUUACAAUAAUGCGGCACCUCAUUUCCAUGGUCUCCAUUGCCUGUUUGUACACUAAAAAUGAAAAUUUGUUCUAAGAAGUUAUUUUCUGAAUAAAAUAUCCAGAGGAAGUGUGCUUUCUUUAUUUACAAUAGCAUCUAGUACACUUUGUGUGCUCUUCUGGCCAAUCUCCUAGAGAGAAAAUACUGAAGUUAGUAAAGCAAUCUGUGAUCAGAGAGAACCAAGAAAUGCAGGGGCCGGCACUGUGGCACAGCGGGUUAAAGCCCUGGCCUGAAGCCCUGGCAUCCUGUUUGGGCACCGGUUCUAGUGCCGGCUGCUCCUCUUCCGAUCCAGCUCUCUGCUAUAGCCUGGGAAAGCAUUAGAAGAUGACUCAAGUCCUUGAGCCCCUGCACCCACGUGAGAACCUGGAAGAAGCUCCUGGCUUCAGAUUGGCACAGCCCUGGCCGUUGGGGCCAUCUGGGGAUUGAACCGGCAUAUGGAAGACCUCUCUCUCUGUCUCUACCUCUCUCUGUAAUUCUGACUUUCAAAUAAAUAAAUCAAAUCUUACAAAAAGGAAAAAAAGGAAUGCGAUAGGAUUAGUGGUUACCUUAGCAGUUUUGCUUUUCUCGUAUUUAAGUCUUAGAAGGGCUUUCUUAUAUCAGCUCCUGUUUAUUCUGGGAGCAGUUUAUAGAAUGCAUCUCAAACAGGAUUUGAGAGAAUGAAUAAGCCCCUCCCCUUUUUAACCAUGACCUCCCCCUCAGAAGUAAAGGAAUUAUUCUUGGCAGCCUUUAGCCAUGCACCUGCAGUAUUCGCUUUGACAAGUGACCUCACCUCUCUGAGCAAUGGUUUUCGGGUCUACUGAGUAAAACAGGGAUAGGUGGGAAAUGGCUUAGAGGGACCUGUCGCUUGCUUGUCUUCAGGUCAUCCUGCCUUAGGCCAGCGAAUGAAUGAGAUGUCCUCUCAUCUGUUACGGCUGGCAUGAGAUUUAGUACUGAGUUUGUAAUUUAAAAAAUGAUAAUGAUGUUAUGCUACAAAAUAACACAUACUGAAGGCAAAUUAGCCAGCUCUGUCUUUAGGACAUUAGGAAGAAGUAAUAUGCUAUGCUUUUGCAUUAUAGGCAUACAUAAUUAAAAUUAUUUGAGUUCCUUCCAGAUGGCACUAUGAAUUCAAAUGUGCAAUCCACUCGUUAUCACUUAAUUAGAGCACUAGCACUGGGGAUAGUGUAAUUGAUAAUAUGCUGGAGUAGAUUAUUAUAAUGUGAUAAAGUUAUACUGUCUUAUAACUGGACUUACGGAUUGAAACUAGACUAGAUUAAUAACUCCAACAGUGUAUUUAAUUGAAUCUCUAUUCUCAGGAAUGAUUUAUAAAGCAGUAUUGAAUCAUAACCCGUAAACUGAAACAAACUUACUGCACCCUGUAACUUUCUUUGAAAUAAAGUGCAGUUACAGUCGAUGGAAACUGGUGUCCAAAAUACUGUUCUCUGGGAAAGCAAGAUGCAGGCCCUUACUCAGAGCUGUGCUGUCCUACCUGGAAGUAAUAGUGUAGACAUGAAAUACUUCAAGUAGUGCUGAGUAUCUCAUCUGUGACUCAGAUAAUCUAAUCUAAGUCUAGACUAAAAAGCAUUAUACCCAGCAAUGCCAGGGAAGAAUACCCCAGACAUUGAAUUCCUUGAACUUCAGUGACACUGAAGAAAAAAUACUCUUUGUGGUUAUUACAAUUUUCUUCCUCAAGAGAUCAUCUUGUAAUAAUCAGUUUAUUGCCAAUAACACUUCAGAACUCUGAGUGUUAGACUGUGUGUAAUACCUUUAGUACUUCCAAAAAUUAGAUGUGGUUUAUAUGGAAAUCUGCUCAUUAAGGGCCUAGUCAGGUUUAUAUUUAAUCUUAUGUUGUUAUAAUUUGUAGUAGUUUUAUCUCUUGAUUUCAUAAUUGCCUCAAAAAUAGUACAAAUAAAAUUUCCCAUUGUUUCAGGAGGGAAAAAAAGGUAAAGAAGAAAGUUCAGGAAUUUUUGUAAAUUCUAGGAACAGAAUUAGAGCUUGACAUGAAUUUUUGGCUUCCCUGCCUCGGAUGUUCCCUAAUCUGUUUUAAAGAAAUGGAGGGGUCAGCGCCGUGGCUCACUUGGUUGAUCUUCCGCCUGUGGCACCGGCAUCCCAUAUGGGCGCUGGUUCUGGUCCUGGUUGCUCCUCUUCCAGUCCAGCUCUCUGCUGUGGCCCAGGAGGGCACUGGAGGAUGGCCCGGAUGCUGGGGCUCCUGCACCCGUGUGGGAGACCAGGAGGAAGCACUUGGCUCCUGGCUUCAGGAUCCGCGUAGCUCCAGCCAAGGUGACCAUUUGUAAAUUAAAAAAAAAAAAAAGAAGAAAUGGAGACCAAACUCCAGGAAGAUAAUGAACACGUAACAAGACUGAUUCGGUACAAGGGACCUUAAAAAAGUUUGUGGAAAAUGGAAUUAAAUGAAAAAAUUUGAGAUCCAUGCAUAUAAGAAAUCUUCAAAAAGUUUGUUGAAAAUAGCAUAUUACUAAAAAAUGCACGAAAUUUUCAAUUUCUUGUAGC